AUGAUGACGAAAUCGAUUAAGAAUGGCGAUGAAUGUAUGGACAUAGUACAGCCAUCUUACGUGGAGGAGCUACCUCGCCAUCUCAGCAUGAUGAGUAUUUUCGGCCUGUCAUUUGCUAUCAUUGCCGUUCCAUUCGGGCUAAGUACAACAUUGUACAUUGGACUCAUCAACGGACAAUCGGUAUCUAUAUUUUAUGGGUGGAUUCUCAUGUCCAUCCUAUCCACCUGCAUCGCAGCGUCUCUGGCCGAAAUAUGUGCCGUCUAUCCCACUGCUGGUGGAGUUUAUUAUUGGGCAGCGCUUUUAUCUAACGAAAAAUGGGGACCUAUUGCCUCUUGGACUACAGGUUGGCUUUACCUGGUCGGUAAUUGGAUGUCAACAUGUUCCAUCGCGUUUGGUGGAUCUCAAUUGAUUCUUUCAGCACCGACUCUAUUCUCGGAUGAAUAUUCGCCAACCGCGGUGCACACAGUCCUUACAUUCUGGGCCAUUCUGUUGCUUUGUAUGCUGAUCAACAUAUUUGGGGUUAAGUUGCUCGACAGUAUCAACAAACUCUGUAUCUGGUGGACCGGCGUAACCGUUAUUGCGGUUUUGGUCGUCCUCCUGGCAAUGUGCAAAGAAAAAAGAAGUGCAGGGUUUGUUUUUACACAUUUUGAUGCCUCGGAAAGUGGCUGGUCCGAUGUAUGGUCAUUCUGUAUAAGUCUACUUCAAGGAGCAUUCACACUCACUGGCUACGGGAUGAUAGCAGUGAUGUGCGAGGAAGUCCAGAACGCCGAACGAGAAGUUCCAAGAGCAAUGGUUCUAUCAGUCGUGGCAUCUGGUUUCACGGGCAUCAUCUACCUGCUCGCCAUUCUCUUCGUCUUGCCAGAAGUUGCGCCCCUCAUACAAAUCGCAAAUACAGGUCAGCCAAUCGGUAUGCUAUUCCGCGAUGCAACGAAUUCCCCCAUUGCAGGUGUCAUUUUGCUCCUGCUUGUCGUUGGAAUCAUGUUCUUCGCUUGCAUUGGUGCUAUGGCGACGGCAUCCCGAUGCGCCUAUGCCCUUGCGCGUGAUAAAGCGAUCCCGGGACACAGAUAUUGGAAGAAGGUGGACGAUCGAUUCGAGAUUCCCCUUCUAGCACUGAUUCUCACCGUCAUAGUCAUCAGUCUUCUGGGACUCAUCUAUCUUGGCUCGUCUGCCGCUUUCAAUGCUUUUACUGGCGCUACUGCGAUAUGCCUUUCUGCCGCCUUUGUGUCUCCUGUCGUUAUCUCAGUUAUUCAAGGCCGCAAAGACCUCAAGGGCUCCCCUUUACUCCCUCGGAAGAUUCGGGUGGACCAUUAA
This is a messenger RNA of Penicillium manginii, 1311 nucleotides long. Its product is annotated as polyamine transporter TPO5. Gene Ontology annotation, biological process: transmembrane transport. The record is from RefSeq and is a predicted model, not a curated record. The coding region runs from base 1 to 1311 and encodes 436 amino acids. NCBI's taxonomy places the organism in Eukaryota, Fungi, Ascomycota, Eurotiomycetes, Eurotiales, Aspergillaceae. Gene Ontology annotation, cellular component: membrane. Gene Ontology annotation, molecular function: transmembrane transporter activity. The transcript is spliced from 3 exons.